Boleophthalmus pectinirostris (great blue-spotted mudskipper) is the source of this 2383-nucleotide messenger RNA. RefSeq names its product transglutaminase 5, like (gene tgm5l). Lineage: Eukaryota; Metazoa; Chordata; Actinopteri; Gobiiformes; Gobiidae. Bases 64 to 2118 code for a protein of 684 amino acids. The record is from RefSeq and is a predicted model, not a curated record. Gene Ontology annotation, molecular function: protein-glutamine gamma-glutamyltransferase activity. Gene Ontology annotation, biological process: peptide cross-linking. The transcript is spliced from 14 exons.
GAUUUCUUUAUAAAACAACUGCAUGGGCGCCAGAAGAGAAGUUCGAAUCAGCACUGAAGAGACAUGGGAGAAUUUCACAUACAAGGUAUUAAUUUGGAGUUGACGGAGAACCUAUUCCAGCACAAGACUGAUGGAUUCAGGAGCUCCAACGAGUUGGUGGUGCGGAGAGGUGCCCCAUUCAAGUUCAGCCUGUUGUUAAAUGGAAGACCAUUCAACCCCAGUACGGACCUGCUCAAGAUCAAGAUCAUGCUAGGUCGGCUAUACGCUGUAAUGACAGUGAGCCACAGCCCACUGCGCUCGCCGUCUCGGUGGACAGCCUUCAUGGACCCGUCCCUGAACCCCCUGGAGCCCUCUCUGUACAUCUGCUCUCCUGCUUCUGCUCCAGUUGGACGGUACCGCUUUGUGGUGUGUGCUUUCACUAAAGAAGGACAGAGCCUGUGCACGCUGGGCAAAUUUACCCUCCUCUGUAACCCCUGGUGCAAAGAGGAUUCAGUGUUCAUCCCGUUUGAGGACCAGAGAGAAGAGUAUGUCCUGAACGACUCCGGUCUGCUGUUUAUGGGGACCGCCAUGAACCUGGUGCCGCGUCCAUGGUCUUUUGAUCAGUUUGAGUCUGGGGUCUUAGAGGCCUGUCUGAACCUUCUGGAGGUGAGCCCCCAGCACCAGUUAAACCGGAAAGUGGACCACCUGAAUCGUCAUGAGCCUGUGUACCUGAGCCGUGUUGUGUCUGCUAUGAUAAACUCAGAGGAUGACAAAGGGGUGCUCAAAGGGAACUGGUCUGGGGACUUCAAACAAGGAGUGAACCCGUCUGCGUGGACCGGCAGUGGAGACAUCCUGAGACAGUGGGCCCAGUCCGGAUUCAGCCCAGUCCUAUACGGACAGUGCUGGGUGUUUGCAGCCGUCAUGUGCACAGUUAUGAGGGUGCUUGGUAUUCCCUGUCGUGUUGUCACCAACUAUAACUCAGCCCAUGACACAAACGGUAACCUGGUGAUAGAGGAGUACUACACCAAAACUGGACAGAAGCUCAACGGCAGCAAAGACAGUAUAUGGAACUUCCAUGUGUGGGUGGAGUGCUGGAUGUCCCGGCCUGACCUGGGAUCAGCAAUGGACGGGUGGCAAGUUCUUGACCCAACCCCGCAGGAGAGAAGUGGAGGUGUGUUCUGCUGUGGCCCCGCGCCUGUCAGAGCUAUCCGAGAACGGCGUAUAGACCUGAUUUACGACGUCCCUUUCGUGUACGCCGAAGUGAAUGCAGAUGUCCAUACCAUUAUUGUGAGCCAGGGCCAGGUGGUCAGAGUGAAUAGAGACACAGAGAAAGUGGGAGCCAUGAUCUGCACUAAGGCUGUAGGCUUGCCCAGGAUCCAGAACAUCACCGGGGACUAUAAAGUGGUCAGAAGUCCAAUGUCUACUCUGUCAUCAAUGAGUUCAAGAAGCUCUGAUGAGUCUACACUGAGGAGAGCCUCAUCUGCACAACACGGAGUCAUGGUCUUCUUGACUCUAGACAAAGCUGCAGUUUCUGGAGAGCCCAUCCGCUUCACUGUGAAGAUCAUCAACCAGCAGAACAAAGUCAAACGCCUGAAGAUUCACCUCAACGCCCAGGCCAAAGAGUACAACCACAGCCCCUCUGACACCUUCUGGGAGUCGCACGGGAUCGUCCAGAUGGGCCCUGCUGAAGUUAAAAUCAUUCAGCAGCAGAUCCUCCCGCUGCAGUAUGAAGAUGUGGUAGGAGACGACCUGAUAAACCUGGCUGUGGUUUUGGAGGACAUGACCACGCUGGAGCAGGCCCUGGCCACAGAGGAGUUCAACAUCGCCAGCCCACAACUUCAUAUCAAGAUCGCAAAUGAAAACUCCGUGAUGGUGCACAAAGAACAGAUAGCCACAAUAACUUUCACAAACCCCUUCUCUCAUCCCGUCAGUGGAGUUCUGAUCGUGGCUGGGGCAGGUCUCAUCCAGGACAAAGUCACCUACAGGAUGCCUCCACUGAAAGCUGGUGGAAAAGUCCAACAGGCCAUCUCCUUUAUUCCUCGGAUGGUUGGAUCUAAGAUGUUGCACGCUAACCUCAUGCUUGCAGAUGUUAGAAGCACCGUGCGUGGAUUCAAGAUGGUGUCUGUUAAAAGCGGAUAAUCCUUGUUACUUUCACUUCAGCUUUGUAUGCAUUUAUUGUAUAUAAUGCAAGCAUUUUACAUUUGUAUGUAUAUAGUUUAAUUUUUAUUUACAAAACUUCUUCCAUACCAUUCUCAAGUAAUGUGAAUAUAUUUAUUUAUAUAUUUAUUUGUGUAUUUUUGUGUUUAAUAUAUGUACAAUGAGGUGCUACCUUAUAACCAAUACUUGAAUUUGCUUUUUUUAAAAUUUUUAUUUAGUGCUUUAAAUAAAACAGUGUUGAUUAAUA